GGAAUUGUCAAAAGUUGACAGCUGCGGGUAGAAAUUUUCUUUUCGCAAGGUGUGCAGGCAAAAUCAGCUGGAACAUGUGAAAAUCCGUGCUGCCGGGGUUAAAAGUUUGGGCUGCGAGGAAAAUUGCUGCGUUUUUCCGGGUGGCCGGGUUGAGUUUGGUGGAUUUGUUACCGGUUUUGUUGCGAGUUUGCACGUGCUUUGCUUUUUUUGCGGGGGUGGAUCCACACAACACUUGGGUGGCCUUGAGCGAUUGCGAUUCGAGAGUUGGGGGGAGGAAGUUUUUUUUAAGUAUGUCAUCCGGGGGUGCCGCGUACAGCCGGGUGGACGAUUAUCCGAUGGACGAUUCGCUGGAGUAUUUCAUCAAGUUUCCGUCGCCAAACUUUAAAACCGACACGCAGGACGCGGAAUCGGACUACGUGUUUGUUUGCAACGAGACCAAUGUUCCGAUUGUGCUUUUGCUGGGCUGGGCCGGCUGCCAGGACCGGUAUCUGAUGAAGUACUCGAAAAUCUACGAAGAUCGGGGGUUGAUCACCAUUCGGUACACCGCCCCAGUCGAGAACCUCUUCUGGAAGCGGUCCGGAAUGGACCAAAUAGGGGAAAAGAUCUUGAAGUUGAUCUACGACAUGAACUUUGACAGUCACCCACUUAUAUUCCACGUGUUCUCCAACGGAGGCGCCUUCCUGUAUCAGCACAUUGCGCUCUCCAACCGGAAGUCAAAGAAUCCGGUUCAAAUCUGCGGAAUGAUUUUCGACUCGGCACCCGGAGAUCGACGCAUUUUGGGCCUGAGUCGAGCAAUAACGGCCAUUUUCGGGAAGGAGCGAUACUGCAAUUCCCUGUUUUCGGCUCUCCUCACGAUAAGCAUUAUCUUCCUGUGGACGCUGGAGGACGUGUUCAACUACGUUUGGAACUUUAUACGUCCCAGCGGGUACGAAGUACAGACGAACCCAUCGCACAAUUUAAAGUUUGAAAGCAAUGCUUGGCCGCAGCUGUUUCUGUACUCGCGGGAGGAUCGGUUGAUUCCAUAUACGGACAUUGAAAAGUUCGCCAGCUACCGGCGGAAGGUCGGCGUGGACGUCCGGAUGGUGUGCUUCGAGCGGUCGGAACACGUCAAGCACUACAUCCGCCACCCCCAGCAGUACGUGUACAGCGUGUGCAAGUUCAUCAACGACUGUCUGACCACGCACUACAACAAAUAUCACGACUAGAGGAGGUCGCGGCGCCGCCCAUCAUCAGAGAGAAAUACGCCUUCAAGCCAAAACGAAGUGACGCCGGAUACGCUCCGGAUCGAAAUCCACGCCCCGGGAGUGUGUGUUUUUUCCCCUUUAGCAAAAGAAGUAAAACAAAAAAAAAAUCAUACAAAAGUAACAAGUAGCGGAGAGAGAUCAUCACAGUUUUGAUUAGGUUGAAACAAUUUUUGUUUGUUUUUUCCCCGGUGAAGCUAAAGCACUAAUUUGUUACCAAAAAGCGCUCAAUUCUAGUAUUAUUAUUUAAGGUGUGACGAUUUGAACGGGUUUGAUUUUCCAGUCAGAGAGCGCACAAAAAAACACAUAAAUUGCACAUUCACGAGCUUGAUAUUAUACAUUUCUCGAGACAAACACAGUAUUUAUUGGUUGCAUACUUGCAUUUAUUCUAAAUAACUCAAAAACGCAACAAAGUGUUAGUUUUCCACUAUAUUUUCCGAUUUAUAUCAAAUAUAAGUUAUAGUUACGUGCCUAGGAUAUUUGUUGGUAUGGUAUUUCUAUCGUUUGAUAGCGUUGAUCUCUUGUUAGGAGCUGAGCAUUUAUCAGUGAAGUAAAUCCAAUUUUAGCAUGGAA
Culex pipiens pallens (northern house mosquito) is the source of this 1814-nucleotide messenger RNA. Its product is annotated as transmembrane protein 53-B. The transcript is spliced from 3 exons. The coding region runs from base 291 to 1205 and encodes 304 amino acids. Lineage: Eukaryota; Metazoa; Arthropoda; Insecta; Diptera; Culicidae. The record is from RefSeq and is a predicted model, not a curated record.